UUCUCUCUCUCUCUCUCUCUGCAGACACACCCACACAGACUGAGGCACAUCUGGAUCUCUGAUAUAAAUAAUGUGUAUAAAUAGAGCAGAGGUUGAGGGCAGUGAGUGACUGGAAGAUAGUAAAAUAGGCCCUCAAAUACUCGGCGUGGUUCUUCUGGUCUUUCCGAGUCUGCGAUCGAUCUGUCUGUCUUUCGUUCGAUCACAUCGGAAAACUAAGAUAAAUUACUAAGAGAGGAAACCAACAAAUCCAAAUGCUGAACAAUAUCGGAAAAAACCUUAACCUCUGCCUCCCCAAGAUCAAACUAGGAGUUGCCGCUUCUGCGUCGCCCCAGCAACUAGAUCGCCGCCCCAACCCCUCCUCCGUCGACGCCUUCACCAAUUUCAACUCUCUCUACGACCUCACCGUCGAUUCCCACUACGACGUCGACUCCACCUCCGACUCCGACGCCGACGCCGGCCCCAUCACUCCCGACCUCACCACCGCCUUCGCCUCCCAACGAUUCUUCUGCUCCUCUCCUGGCCUCUCCAACUCCAUCAUCGACUCCUCCAUCUCCCCCUCUUCCUCCUCCUCCUCCUCCGCUGCCGCCGCCCCGCCGCCUCCGGACGCCCUCGUCGGUGGCGCCGUCCCCAUACCCACGUACUCGCCGGACCCGUUCAACGACUUCCGCCGAUCUAUGCAAGAGAUGGUGGAGGCACGUGACUUGGUCGACGUCAGCGCCAACUGUGACCGCCUGCACGAGCUCCUUUCGUGCUAUCUUUCUCUCAACCCCAAGAGCACCCACAAGUUCAUCGUCGAAGCCUUCGCCGAUCUCCUAGUCUCUCUGAUGUCGCCGCCGCCGCCGGCGGCCAAGAGUCCCGACCGGAAAUCUGAUUCCUCCGGACAGUGUACGUAACGUAACGAAUCGAAUAAUGUAAUUAAUGCUGUUUUUGGGAUGCUACACUACAUCGAUCAAUUGGGUUAUCAUAAUCUCAUCUUCCUUUUAUGGAUUUUUUUAAUAUGGAAA
Molecule: messenger RNA, 1004 nt
Organism: Diospyros lotus (date-plum)
Lineage: Eukaryota; Viridiplantae; Streptophyta; Magnoliopsida; Ericales; Ebenaceae
Product: transcription repressor OFP12-like
Exons: 1
Coding region: 252-893 (213 amino acids)
Biological process (GO): negative regulation of DNA-templated transcription
Source: RefSeq, a predicted model, not a curated record